AUGCGUGCAAGUAACCUCGAAAGACAGAAAUGGAGGAGCAGGUGCCGAGAAGAGUUGUCACGCCAUAUCCGAGCUCGACUUGGAAUUACUAUCGAGCCAGCCCAAGUUCGACUUCUUCCACGCUCAGACGACCCCUACCGUUGGCACUCAGUACCUGAGAAGCAACACUUGUUCUCUAAGAAUCUUAGUGAUCAUUCAAUUGGGGCGUACAAAAGUCUCUGUAGUGGCAUAGGAAAGACCUUUGAGGCUGCCGUUUUAGGAACCUCUAUGUUACCAACAGAAGCAGACAUUAGCUUUACUGGCAAGAUAUCGCGGCUCCAAACAGAAAAUUCAGACCUAAAGGCAGAACUUGAAACGUGUAAAAGUAAUCUCUGUAUAGAGCAACAGAAGCGAUUAGACUUGGAAAACACUGUUAACUGUUUACAGCUAGAAAUAGUGCAGACUCAAGCAUAUCUAGAAGAGAGUUUGAAGGCUGUUGAAAGCUACACAACAGUGCGUCACCGUCAUUUAGAUGCCCUGCAUCAAGUGCUCCCCAUACUUGAGGGGUUAAGGCAGGACCAUCUCGGAUAA
Aaosphaeria arxii CBS 175.79 is the source of this 570-nucleotide messenger RNA. RefSeq lists its product as uncharacterized. Lineage: Eukaryota; Fungi; Ascomycota; Dothideomycetes; Pleosporales. The record is from RefSeq and is a predicted model, not a curated record. The transcript has 3 exons. The coding region runs from base 1 to 570 and encodes 189 amino acids.